Plutella xylostella (diamondback moth) is the source of this 13677-nucleotide messenger RNA. RefSeq names its product spectrin beta chain, non-erythrocytic 5 kst (gene kst). NCBI's taxonomy places the organism in Eukaryota, Metazoa, Arthropoda, Insecta, Lepidoptera, Plutellidae. The record is from RefSeq and is a predicted model, not a curated record. Gene Ontology annotation, molecular function: phospholipid binding; protein binding.
CCAUAUACGGCACAUGCGAACAGUGCGCGACUGACGGCCGCGAAGCGCGCGCGUUCUUUUUUUUAAUCCGAAAAUCGUACCGGCUUUUGUCUUUUUAUUUUUUUCGGGUUUGUGAUUUUAGGCCAGUUCUGUCGGGUUGGAGGAAUGUAAAAAGUAUUUAGAAUCCGACGCAAAAGAAACCAAAGUGUAAAGUAAAUCUAAUAAUAAGUAAAAGUAUUUGAAAAAAGAACGCGUUUGAAUCUGUAAAUCGACUCGACGGCGGAACCGGAUGUCGCGACACCAUGCAGCGGCAGCUGAGCAACGUGAGCGUCCACUCCUACCAGGACUAUCAGCCCUCCAGGAAAUAUGGGGGUCAGUAUGAGCCGGGCGGCUACGCGGCGGCGGUGCAGCAGCGCAGCAACAUGACGCAGCGGGAGGACGCGCUCAAGUUCGAGCAGGGCCGCAUCCGCGCGCUGCAGGAGGAGCGCCUGCACAUACAGAAGAAGACCUUCACGAAAUGGAUGAACUCAUUCUUGCAGAAGGCGCGCAUGGAGGUGGAGGACCUGUUCGUGGACCUGGCGGACGGGCGGCGGCUGCUGAAGCUGCUGGAGAUCAUCAGCGGCGAGCGCCUGCCGCGGCCCAACUCCGGCCGCAUGCGCGUGCACAAGAUCGAGAACGUCAACAAGAGCCUCAGCUUCCUGCACACUAAGGUGCGGCUGGAGUCGAUCGGCGCGGAGGACAUCGUGGACGGCAACCCGCGCCUCAUCCUCGGCCUCGUGUGGACCAUCAUCCUGCGCUUCCAGAUACAGGAGAUCGAGAUCGAUGUCGACGAGGAGAAUGAGUCUUCGGAGAAGAAGUCGGCCAAGGACGCCCUGCUGCUGUGGUGCCAGCGCAAGACCAGCGGCUACCACGGCGUGCACAUACACAACUUCAGCGACUCCUGGCGCUCCGGGCUCGGCUUCAACGCGCUCAUACACGCACACAGGCCGGACCUGUUCCGCUGGCACGAGGUGCCGACCACGGACCACGUGGAGACGCUGAACCACGCCUUCGACGUCGCGCACAACAACCUCGGCAUUCCCAAGCUGCUCGACGCUGAAGAUGUGGACACGACGCGGCCGGACGAGAAGUCUGUGAUGACGUACGUGGCGAGCUACUACCACACGUUCGCGCGCAUGAAGAACGAACAGAAGAGCGGCCGACGGAUCGCCAAUAUAAUCGGCCAGCUCAUGGACAUAGACGCGCGCAAGGCGCAGUACUCGCGGCUGCUGAGCGCGCUGCUGGAGUGGAUCCGGCUGAAGAUCGAGGAGCUCAGCGACCGCGACCUGCCCAACUCGCUGGACGGCAUCCAGCGCCUGCUGCUCGCCUUCAAGCAGUACCGGACUGUCGAAAAACCGCCCAAAUACAAGGAGCGGUCGGAGAUCGAGGCGCUGUUCUUCGACAUCAACACGCAGCACAAGUCGCUGGUGGGCGAGGCGUGGAGCCCGGAGGGGCAGCUGCCGCAGGACCUGGAGCGCGCCUGGCAACAGCUGGAGCAGGCGGAGCACGCGCGCGAGAUCGCGCUGCGCACGGAGCUGCUGCGCCAACAGCGGCUCGAGCAGCUCAACUACAAGUUCAACACCAAGUCGGUGCUGCGCAAGGGCUACCUGAAGGAGAUGAUCCAGGUGCUGUCGGACCCGCGCUACGGCUCCAACUUGGCGCAGGUCGACGCCACCGUCAAGAAGCACGAGGCCAUCUCCGCCGACAUCCUCGCCAGGAAGGAGCGGUUCGAGGACCUAUCCAACAUGGCGGCGGAGCUGGUCCGCGAGCGCUACCACGGCGCGGCGGCCGUGCAGGCGUGCUCCGAGUCCGUGCUGUCGCGCUGGCACGCGCUGCUCGCGCUGCUGGAGCGCCACCGCGCCGCGCUGCACGCGCUGGCCGCCCUCAUGGCGCUGCACCGCGAGACCGACGCGCGCCUCAACACCGUGCGCGACAUGAAGGCGGCCUUCCACUCGGAGGAGGUGGGUCGGCACCUGUCGGACGUGGAGCGGCUGCUGCAGGCGCACGCGCUGCAGGAGCUGCAGCUCGGCGCGCUCGACGACGCCAUCAGGAAGCUCGUCAGACAGGGCAACGCGGUGGAGGGCCCCGCGCAGCCGAAGCAGCAGCUGGCGCAGCAACUCACGCACCUCGAGGACGAGUAUGACAGCCUCGUGGCAGCGGCCAAGGACCGCAAGGCAAGAUUGGAGGACGCCAGGAACCUGUACCAGUUCCUGGAAGAUCAUGACGAAGAAGAAGGCUGGGUGACGGACAAGCAGCGCAUCUGCCGCGCGGAGGUGGCGGCGAAGGACCUGCGCGGCGUGGCGGCGCUGCGGCUCAAGCACACGGCGCUGCUGCACGAGCUCAAGGCGCGCGACCACGUGUCGCUCCGUCUGCGCGCCAAGGGACAGAGUCUGAUCGACGCGAAGCACCCGAAGAGCGGCGAGAUCGAGCGGCGGCUGACGUCGCUCAACACGCAGUGGGACAUCCUGCGCGAGCUCGCCGCCAACCGCGAGAAGCAGCUCGCAGACGCCACUGAAGUCUACCAGUUCUACGGCGACGCGCACGAGGCGGAGGCGUGGAUCAAGGAGAAGCGGCCGCUGGUGGCGAGCGCGGACUGCGGCUCCGACGAGCCCGCCGCCGCCGCGCUGCUGUCUCGACACAAGGCGCUGCACGAGGAGAUCACGGCGUAUGACGCCGAGCUGCAGCAGCUGUGUGCUCAUGCUGAUAAACUGGCUGCUAACGGGAUACAUACUCUGCAGCUCCCGACGGAAGUGGAGGCGAUGCCGGCCAUGGAGGAGGAGGAGUGGGUGAACGAGACGCGGCUGGUGCCCACCGAGGUGUGGGAGGAGGAGCCCGUGGAGCGCCUCGAGCACCGCGCCGUCACCGAGGAGCGCUCCGUGCCGCAGGUGAAGGCGCUGUACGCGUUCACCGGCCAGGGCAUCUCGAUGGCGAAGGGCGAGGUGAUGUUCCUGAUCAGCAAGACGAACCCGGACUGGUGGAGCGUGCGCAAGGCGGACCGCAGCGACGGCUUCGUGCCCGCCAACUACGUGCGCGAGAUCGAGCCGCGCGUCGUGCCCGUGCAAGUCCGUCGUCCGGAGAAGGUCCGCACGGUGCAACGUGUAAAGAAGACGGUAUUAGUGAAGCAGGUGGUGCCGGUGCGCCGCGCCGCCGCCCCGCGCCGCGCCUCCCGCACCGCGCGCCCCGCGCCGCCGCCCGCGCUCAGCACCACCACUGCUGCCAUACGGGAGAGCUACGACGAGCUGCUGAAGCUGUCGGGCUCGCGGCGGCUGCAGCUGGAGGACGCCAUCAAGCUGUACUCGCUGUUCGCGGAGUGCGACGACCUGGACAAGUGGAUCCGCGACAAGGAGCGCGUGCUCACGCACGACGGGGACGGGGACGACGUCACCACCGCCAAGCGGAAGUACGAGAAAUUCGUGACGGACCUGCUCGCCGCCACGCCGCGGCUGGAGCGCAUCGAGGCGGCGUCGGCGGCGCUGGCGGCGGCGCGGCACGGGCAGGCGGGCCGCGCCGCCGCGCGCACGCGCCAGCUGCAGCAGCAGUGGGAGCGCCUGCAGCGCCUGCGCGCGCAGCGGGAGAAGAGCCUGCAGGGCGCCAGCAGCGUCGCGCUAUUCGCCAGAACGUGCGACGAGGCGAUGGACUGGAUGGCGGAGAAGGAGCGGCAGCUGCAGGCGGACGAGGCGGCGCCGGCGGCGGACCUGCGCUCCGUGCGCGCGCUGCAGCGGAGGCACGCGCAGCUGGAGCGCGAGCUGGAGCCGCUGCGGGACAAGGUCACCACCGUCACGCUGCUGGCCGACAACGUGAAGUCGCAGUACCCGAGCGAGACGAGCAGCGUGGAGCAGCGGCUGUCGGCCAUCUCCGCCAUGUGGGCGCGCUGCCAGCAGGAGGCGGAGCAGCGCCGCCGCCGCCUCGAGAGCGCCUCGGGACACCAGAUCUUCUGCCGCAGCGACGCCACGCUGCAGGCCUGGAUCAAGCAAACCCGCGAGCAGAUGUCGCACGAGGCGUCGGCCAAGGACGUGGCCACGGCGGAGGCGCUGCGCAAGGAGCACCAGGAGACGCGCGACGACAUCGACACGCACAAGGACGAAUUCAAAGAAGUGAUCGGCUUGGGAAAGCAGCUGGUGGCCAACAACCCGACCCUCACCGAUGUCGCUGAAAAAGUUAAGUUACUGGAGGAAGAGCAAGCUGCCGUAGAAAAAGAAUGGCGCGACAAGGACGCGUACCUGAAGCAGUGCGUGCAGCUGGCGGCGUUCAACCGCGAGGCGGACCAGAUCGACGCCGCCACCGGCGCGCACCAGGCCUACCUCGACUACACGCACACCGGGUCGACGCUGGACGAGGUGGAGGCGCUGCUGAAGCGGCACGAGGAGCUGGAGGCGCGGCUGGCGGCGCAGGACGAGCGCCUGCCGCCCUUCACCGCGCACGCAAGAGCACUGCAAGACAUCCCGCACUUCGCCAAGGAACACAUAGCGGCGCGGUGCGCGGCGGUGGUGGCGAAGCGCGACGCGGCGCGGCAGGCGGCGGCCGAGCGGCGCCGCGCGCUGCAGGCCAGCCUGGCGCACCAACAGUUUAUUGCAUCGACUGAGGAGCUGGAGGCGUGGAUACAAGACAAGACACGAACUGCCAAGGAUCAAAGCUACAGAGAUCUUGCAAACUUAGAAAGAAAACUACAGAAGCAUGAAGCUUUUGAACGAGAACUACAGGCCAACGAGAAGCAACUUAGGAACCUAGAAAGUGCUGGACAAGCGCUGCAGAAGUCGGACGCGGCGCGCGCGGAGGCGGUGGCGGCGCGGCUGCAGGCGCUGGGCGGCGCGUGGGCCGCGCUCGUCGCCGCCUCGCGCGACAAGGGCAGCAAGCUGCGCCAGGCGCGCGCACAGAGGGCGCAUAAGAGGUCGAUAGAGGACGCGAAGGCGCGGCUGGCGGAGCUGGAGCGCGCGCUGGCCAGCGAGGAGACCGGCGCCGACCUGCGCAGCUGCAAGCGCCUGCUCAACAAGCACCAGACGCUGGAGCAGGAGCUGGUGUCGUGGGAGCAGAAGGCGGGCGGCGUGGCGGCGGCGGGGCGCGACCUGGUGUCGGGCGGGCACUUCGACUCGGCCGGCAUCGAGGCGCAGUCCGCCGCGCUGCUGGACGCCGCCGCCGGCCUCAAGCCCAAGGUGCUGGAGCGCCGCCGCCAGCUCGACACCUCGCUGCAACUGCACAAGUUUGCGGCGGAGGUGCAGGCGGAGCUGGGCUGGCUGUCGGAGCGGCUGGCGCUGUCGCGCGGGGAGCCGCCGGCGUCGCUGGGCGCCGCGCAGGCCGCCGCCAAGCGCCACGCCAAGCUGCGCGCCGACCUCGCGCUGCGACAAGCCAACAGGGACAAGCUGCUGGCGCGCGGACAGGAACUGCUGGACGAGAAACAUCCCGAGAGCGAUAAGAUCAAGGAGUUAUCAGCGACGCUGGAGUCGACGUACGCGGAGGCGUGUGCGGCGGCGGAGGCGCGGCACGGGCAGCUGGAGCGCGCGCUGCGCGGGGCGCAGUUCGAGCACGAGGCGCGCGAGGUGGAGGGCUGGCUGGCGGACAAGGCGCAGGCGCUGCGCAGCACCGACCUGGGGCAGGACCUGCACCGCGCCACCAUGAUCCUCACCAAGCACAAGGCGGUGGAGCUGGAGCUGGAUACGUACGCGGCGAUCAUCGCGGAGAUGGGCCGCGCGGCCGCCGCCGCCGCCGCGCCGCGCCUGGAGCAGCGCCACGCCGCGCUCACGCACGCGCUGCACGAGCUGCAGCAGCUGUGCGCCGCGCGCCGCAAGGCGCUCGUCGGCAGCGUCUGCAGACACGAGUACCUGGCGGAGAGCGCGGAGCUGGAGGAGUGGAUCCAGGAGCAGUACGCCGCCGCCUCCAGCGAGGACUACGGACAGGACUACGAACACCUAUUGCUGCUCCGCUCGAAGUUUGAGGAGCUGCGCCUGCGCGUGGAGUCCGGCGCGGAGCGGUUCAACCAGUGCGAGGAGCUCGCCAAGAAGCUGCUCGCCUCCGAGUCGCCCUACAUCGCCGACAUCGAGCGCCGCCAGGAGGCGCUGGGUGAGGCGUGGCAGCGGCUGGUGGAGCAGAUCGGGUCGCGCGCGUCGCGGCUGCACGCGGCCGGCGAGAUCCACCGCUUCCACCGCGACGUGGGCGAGCUGCUGGCGCGCGCCGCCGACCGCCGCGCCGCGCUCGCCUCCGCGCCGCUCUCCGCGCCCUCGCCGCGCCACGACCUGCGCGCCGUCGACGCACAGCUACAGGUGCUACAAGAAGAAGGUACGCGUCUCAUCAAACUGUACCCCGGAGGAAAUGUAGAACAAAUUAAAAUGCAACAAAAGGCGCUGGCGGAGGCGUGGGAGGCGCUGCAGGCGGCGGCCGCCACGCGCCAGGAGGACGAGCGCCGCGCGCAGCAGCUGCACCAGUUCGUCACGCAGGUGCGUGACCUGACGUCCUGGUCGACGUCGCUGCGCGGCGGCAUGGCGGGCGAGGCGCGCGUGCGUGACGCCGCCACAGCGCAGGCUCUGCGAGCAGACCACGAUGCUGUCAAGGCUGAGAUUGAAGCCCGCGACGACAGCUUCCGCCAAGCUCUGCAAAUGGCUGACGAGAUGGUGCAAGCGGGACACCCCGCGGCUCAGGAGGUGGAGGAGAAGUCGGAGGCGCUGCUGGCGGAGCGCGCGCGGCUGCACGCGGCGUGGGCGGCGCGCCAGGUGGCGCUGGACCAGCUCAUCGACCUGCACUGCUUCCUGCGCGACUGCGCGCAGCUGCGCGACCUGUGCGCCGCGCAGGACGCCGCGCUCAGCACUGAAAUAUCACCGACAUUGAGCGUUGAAGAAGUGCAGAAUCUGCUGAAGAAGCAUGAAGCCUUUGAAAAGCUACUAGUAACACAGGACGAGAAGCUGUCGACGCUGAACACGCACGGGGACAAGCUGCUGCAGCAGAACCACGUGGAGAGCCAGCGCAUCGCCGACGAGCUGCAGGCCAUCAACGCGCGCAGGAAGAAGAUCCACGCUGCAUCGGCGGAGCGAGGCGCGGCGCUGCAGAAGGCGCUGGCGGCGGCGCAGUUCGCGCGCGACGUGGCGGACGCGCGCGCCUGGGUGCACGGCAAGCUCACCACGCUGCAGUCCGACACCACCGCCGGAGAAGUGACGAGCCUGGAGCACAAGAUCAAGAAGCUGCAGAAGCACCAGGCGUUCUGCGCGGAGGUGGCGGCCAACGAGGCGUCGCUGCGCGAGCUGCGCGCGCUGUGCGAGGAGCUGGGGCAGCCCGGCCCGCGCCGCCAGCUGGCCGCGCUCUCCGCCGACUGGGACCGCCUGCUGCAAGCCACGCAGGAGAAAGGUCGUGGUCUGGAAGAAGCUCAGGACAUCCUCGAGUUUAACCAGAAUCUGGACAAGAUCGAAGCCUGGAUUAGAGACAAGGAAAUGAUGGUGGGCGCGCACGAGCUGGGCCGCGACUACGAGCACUGCAGCGCGUUGCUGCGCAAGCUGGACGACCUGGACUCGGACCUGCAGGUGGACGACACGCGCGUCACCACGCUGUGCCAGCUGGCGGACAAGCUGCUGCAGCAGGGCCCGUCGCAGCAGGCGGCGUCGGUGGCGGCGCGGCGAGACGCGUUCCUCGGCAAGUGGCGCGCGCUGGCCGGCGACCUGCAGAAGUACCGCGACGACCUCGCCGCCGCGCUCGAGAUACACGCCUUCAACAGGGACGUGGAAGACACCCGGGAGCGCAUCAGCCUGAAGGCGGGCGCGUUCAGCAGCCGCGACGUGGGCGCAUGCCUCGAGGCCGCGCACGAGCUGCGCCGCAAGCACGACGCGCGCGCCAGCGAGGCCUGCGCCGUGCGCGACAAGAUCAAGGCCAUGGCGGACCACGCCGCACAGCUCACCGAAAAAUACCCUGAGCAUGCUGAGGAGAUCAAGCAGCAGCUGUCGCUGCUGGAGGCGGACUGGGCGGCGCUGGAGGCGCUGGCCGCGCGCCGCUCCGCGCUGCUCGACGAAGCGCUUGCUCACCACAAGUUCGAAGAUAGCAUCAAGGAGCUGGAGGCGUGGGUGAGCGAGACGGUGAAGCGCAUGGCGAGCGCGGAGCCCGUGGACAGCGUGGCGGAGGCCGAGGCCGCGCUGCACCAGCACAACGAGACCAAGGCGGAGAUCGACGGCCGUCAAAAAGCGCUGUCGGCGCUGGCGGCGCAGGCGCAGGCGCAGUCGGAGCAGCAGCAGCUGGCGGACAAGCUGGCGCGGCUGCAGGCGCUCAGCGCCACGCUCGACGAGGCCUGGACCGCGAGGCACAAGCAACUCAAACAGGCGCACCAGCUGCAGUUGCUGAAGGAGCAGCUGCAGCAGACGGAGGACUGGCUCGCGGCCAAGGAGGCCUUCCUCAACAACGACGACCUGGGGGAGAACCUCGACGCGGUGGAGACGUUGAUCCGCAAGCACGCGGAGUUCUCGAAGCUGCUGGAGUCGCAGUCGGGCAAGGUGGAGGAGCUGCGGCAGCUGGCGGCGCGCGUGCUGGCGGCGGACGGGCCCGCGCACGCCGCCGCCGCGCCCGCGCGCGCGCGCACCGACCAUCUGCUCGCCCGCGCAGAGAAACUACAUGAGUCGUGCGCCAAGCGCGGCGCCAUGCUGCAGCAGUCCAAGCAGCUGCAGCAGCUCAUGCGCGACCUCACGCUGGAGCGGGAGUGGCUCGCGCUGCAGAUGCAGCACGCCAACGACCAGAACUACCGCGAGCUGUCGAACAUCCAGAGCAAGAUCCAGAAGCACGCGGCGUUUGAGUCGGAGCUGGCGGCCAACAAGGGCCGCGUCGACGACGUCGCCAACCACGGCGAGGAACUCAUCGAAGCGAAGCACUACGCGUCGGAGGAGAUCGCGCGGCACGUGGAGGAGCUGGAGGCGUCGUGGCGCGCGCUGCAGGCGGCGUGCAAGCUGCGGCGCGCGCGCCUGCAGGAGGCGUACCAGGCGCGCGUGUUCCUGCGCGGGCUGGACGACUUCACCGCCUGGCUCGACGACGUGGAGGCGCAGCUGCUCAGCGAGGACCACGGCAAGGACCUGUCGUCGGUGACGGCGCUGCUGAAGCGGCACGCGCGGCUGGCGCAGGCGGUGGCGGCGCGCGCGGACGCGGCGGCGCAGCUCGCGGACAACGCGCGCCAGCUCGCCGCCGACCAGCACUUCAUGGCCGACGACCUGCUGCAGCAGGCCACCAGCGCCAACGACAGAUACCGGCAGCUGCAGGAGCCGCUGCAGAUCCGGCAGGACAACCUGGAGGACGCCGCGCUGCUGUACCGCUGGGAGCGCGACGCCGGCGACGAGCUGCGCUGGUUGGAGGAACGUGAGCCGGCCGUGAUGAACGAGGAGUGCGGCGCGACGCUGGCCGAGGCGCAGACGCUGCAGAAGAAGCACCUCGAGCUCGAGGCGGAGAUCAACGCCAGAGAGGCGUCGGUGUCGGCGGUGUGCGGGCGCGCGGCGGAGCUGGUCCGGCGCGGGCACUUCGCGGCCGCCGCGCUGGAGGAGCAGGCGCGCCGCGUGACGCUGGCGCACCGCGCGCUCGCCACGCGCGCCGCCACGCGCACCGCGCGCCUCGCCGCGCACCUCACCACGCUGCAGUUGAUGUCAGAGAUCGCGGAGGCGACGGAGCAGCUGCGCGGGCACCGCGCGGCGCUGGAGUCGGCGGACGUGGGGCGCGACGAGGCGUCCGUGCACGCGCUGGCCACGCAGCUGGACGCGCGCCGCCGCCUGCUGGCCGCGCAGCAGCGCGCGCUGCAGCCGCUGCAGCAGCAGGCCACCGCGCUCGCGCAGAAGGAGAACGCGAGCGCGGAGGAGCUGGCGGCGGCGGCGGCGGCGGAGGCCGUGCUGAAGGAGUACGAGGACAUGAAGCUGCUGUGCGCGCGCCGCGAGCAGCGCCUCGACCACAGCCUCAAGUACUUCAAGUUCGUGGAGGAGUGCCUGGAGACGACGGCGUGGCUCGGCGAGCAGAUGUCGGCGGCCGCCAGCGAGGACUACGGGCUGGACGUGGAGCACGUGGAGACGCUGCAACAGGCCUUCGACUACUUCCUGCAGCAGAUACACGCGAACGAGGGUCGCAUCGAGAGCGUGUGCGAGGCGGGGCAGGCGCUGCUGGAGGCGGGCGCGGGCGACGCGGAGCGCGUGCGCGCGCGCCUCGAGGACCUGCGCGGCCUGUGGGACGACCUCAACGAGCUGGCGCAGGCCCGCCAGGAGGCGCUGGCGGGCGCGCGGCAGGUGCACGAGUUCGACCGCUCGGCGGACGAGACGCUGGCGUGGGUGCUGGAGAAGGAGGCGCUGCUAGAGGGCGACGCGCCGCGCGCCAGCGAGCUGCACGCGCGCGGGCGCCGCCUGCAGGCGCUCAGCGCAGACCUGGCCGCCGUGCGCACGCAGCACACCCGCCUCGCCGACCAGGCCCAGCAAUUGGGCGAGUUAUUCCCGGACGCGCAGUCGCACGUGUCGUGCAAGCUGCAGCAGGUGUCGGCGGCGCUGCAGCGCGUGGCGGAGCGCGCCGCGCAGCAGCAGCAGCAGCUCGAGCUCGCCACGCAGCUGCAGGCGCACUUCUCCACCUACCACGACCUGCUUGCGUGGACGAACGAGACGCUGGCGCGCGUGACGGCGCCGGAGCUGGCGCGCGACGUGGCGGGCGCGGAGCGGCUCGUGGCGCGCCACGACGACAUCCACGCCGAGAUAAAAGCCAAGGACGACGAGUUCAACGCGCUCUACGCCGACGGCGAGAAGCUGGUGUCGGAGGGGCACUUUAUGUCGGCGGAGAUCUCGGAGCGCAUGGCGGGGCUGCGCGCGCGGCGCGAGCUGCUGGCGCGCACGUGGGGGCUGCGCGCCGCGCUGUACCGCACGCACCUCGACGCGCUCUGCUUCCGCCGCGACGCCGACGCGCUCGACCACUGGAUCUCCACCAGAGUGCCGCUGGUGCGCGACGGCAAGCUGGGCGAGUCGCUGGCGCAGGUGGAGGAGAUGAUCAACCGCCACCGCGACCUGGAGGAGACCAUCGAGGCGCAGCGCGACCGCUUCGAGGCGCUCAAGCGGAUCACGCUCGUGGAGGCGGCCUUCAAGCAGCAGCAGGAGGAGGAGGAGGCGGCGCGGCGGGAGAGCGCGGCGCGCGCCGCCGCCGAGCGCGCCGAGGCCCUGCGCCGCCAGGAGGUGGAGCGCCUCGCGCGCGAGCGCCGCCGCGACACGCAGGCGGAGAGCCCGGCGGUGCCGCCCCCGGCCCCAGUGGAGGCGCCGGCCGCGGACAGCGAGGCGGCUCAGAAGGCCGACGCGCUGCCCAGCGCCGUCAAGCGCGCCGAGAGCAUGCAGGUGUCGUCGACGAAGACGCCGAAGCGCACGCCGUCGUUCACGACGCGGCGCCGCACGCAGAGCUUCCGCCGCCACCGCCACGCCGACGUGGCCGACCUGCCGCCCGUCGAGAUCGAAGGGUUCCUGGAGCGCAAGCAGGAGGCGGGGUGCGGCGGCAAGCGCGCGGCGGUGCGCUCGUGGCGGCAGUACUACUGCGUGCUGUGCGGACAGCUGCUGUGCUUCUUCCGCGACGAGGACGACUUCCACCAGGCCAAGGCCGCCGCGCCGCCCGUCGCCAUCGCCAACGCGCGCUGCGAGCCGGCCACGGACUACACGAAGCGCGGCGCGGUGCUGCGCGUGCGGCUGGCGGACGGCGCGGAGUUCCUGCUAGCGUGCCCCUCGCAGCCGCUCAUGCAGGAGUGGGUCAACAAGCUGGCCUUCCACGCGCGCCUGCCGCCGCCGCUGCAGCUCACGCCCUACGCGCCCGACCCCGCCGCCGACCUGCGCCGCCGCCUGCACGAAAACGCGUCGUCGUCGUCGUCUGAGUCGCCGACGCCGGAGCCGGCGCGGCGCGCGCGCACGCAGGCCGAGAUCCUGCAGGAGCACCGCAGCAGCCAGCAGCGCGCCCUGCCCGACAGGAUCGUCGAAUCAACGGUGCUACCGUCCCUACCGCCACGACAAACGUCAGAAGAGGCGACUGAAGUCCAACUCAGAAAUUCAGAGCAGCAGCCGUCGUGGGGGCGCUCGCGGUUCUCCAACGGACGCGACAUCAACACCGAGUUCAUCCAGUCGCAGCGAUCAGCGGACGGAGCACCCCCGCUCCCGUCCACCGGUCCGCCGUCCGUGCCCGAGCGAGGCCCGAAGUUGCCCGAGCGCGGGCCGAGUGUGCCCGAGCGUGGGCCGAGCGUGCCCGAGCGCAACAACACAGAGAAGCAGUCGGUGACGGCGCUGGUGAGCCGCUACCAGCAGCAGCAGCAGCAGCAGCAGCGCGUGGACAACAACAACGCGCGCCACACGUGGAGCGAGCGCGAGAGACAGAACAACAACUGGCAGAACGUGGAGACCACCUCGCACUUCUACACCGCCAGCGAGAUCGCGUACGGCGGCAGCGGCGGCGGCGCGCGGCCCGCGUCCGUGGCCGGCAGCGGCGGCUCGCCCGCGCUCGACAACCGACCCGCCUCCAGAUCGUCGGGUGAGUCGGAGCUGUCGCUGGGCGGCCACCCCAAGGAGAAGAAGGACAAGAAGGGCGUGUUCGGCGGACUGUUCAGUCGCAAGAAGCGGCCGCAGAGCCACCUCAACUGAGCACCGCCGCGGCGCCACCGCACCAGCCACACUGCAUUAUGCAGCUCAGGUUGAACAGGCUUCACCUUGGGCGGUAUGCUACUGGUGCAAGUCAACCGACAUAGCAUUGUAGUUAGGCAAAGUUUACAGUACUUAUAGAACUGCAGGAUAUUGGGGAGUAUCAAAUCAAUUACUUUGUAUUUGAAAAUAGAUGAUUAAAUAAUAAUAUGUACGUCAUUCAGCACGGAUGCUGUAACCGCGGAACGUAAACUAAACGUAUUAUAGUGACAAUAUAAACAGCAUUCUGAAUGCAAAUAAUGUGCCUUGACCCUGUUACUCGUUUAUUUCCAUACUAUUUAGGUAUGUUCUAGUUAUAUUUGACUGCAUGCAUAUUAUAUUUGAUAGUAUUUUUACUAGUAUAUUGUUAUAUACAUUCCCUUAAUCAUGGAGAUUCGUCACAAAACAUUGGUUUAUAAUUAGUAAAUAGAAUGGGUCCAAUACCUAGCAACAUAAAAAGACGUUUUGGGGACCAAUGAGUUAUUGAAAAUCAUGUGUUUUUCUAGUUAUAUAGAAUUAGUACUUUCGUAUUAAAUUUUACAUAAGAAAUUGAAUGUUUAGAACGACAGAAUCAUAAUAGCGUUUCAGUAUAAAUGCAUAAUCAAAUUGUUUUAGCUAUUAUUUGGAAUAUCUUGUUUAUAUUUUAGCGUAGCAUUUUACAUUUUUACUAGUUAAUCUUUUAUCAUUGUAUCUCGCCGUAUAUUUAUAGUUGUUGAAGUAGUAAGUAUAACAUCGGAGGCGCCCCGUGUCCUGUUGACGCCCCCGUGAAGUAUCCCCCCUCCCCCCUCACCUCCGAUAGAACUAACUCGUUGAUUUUUACAAGUUUAUACAUUUGUUGUUUGAUUGAGCUCGCGAUGUUAUAUUUAUUCUCGACAGUGUUGUCUACAAAUUCAUUAAUUUAAAGUAAUAUAACCCGCCACCUUAUCCUAUUUUUUUAAAUGUUCAGCAGACUUGUGUAUUUACAUUCUUGUGUAGUUUUAAGUAUGUUAUUGUAGAGUAACUCUUGACUAUUGAUUCAUUGAAUACAUUAUUUUGUGUAAUAAUA